Messenger RNA from Aspergillus steynii IBT 23096, 525 nucleotides. RefSeq names its product BTB/POZ domain-containing protein. Gene Ontology annotation, molecular function: protein binding. Lineage: Eukaryota; Fungi; Ascomycota; Eurotiomycetes; Eurotiales; Aspergillaceae. The record is from RefSeq and is a predicted model, not a curated record. The transcript has 3 exons. The coding region runs from base 1 to 525 and encodes 174 amino acids.
AUGUCUGAGAAACAUCCGGAGUACUUGCUCCGCGACUGCUCUUCCCUCUUCGACCGUCUUUGCGGAGAGCGUGCCGGCGAAACCCCCACAGAUGAACCCAUCGAGCUGAAAGACACAGAGCCGGACUUGUUCCGGCGGAUGCUCCUCUGGGUCUACCGUGGGGAAUUAACCCCUCCAAUCUAUCCCUUCCCCGGGGACGGAGAGUUUCUCGUGGACCUGUGGGCUCUUGCCGAGAGACUUGAGAUCCCGAACCUACAGAACCGCGCUUUCCAGGCCCUCAAAGCGGAGAUCGAGAACAGGUCGCCAAGAUCGGUAACCUCGGAGAUGAUUCGCCACGUUUAUCAUAAGACCGGGAAGGGCUCCUCGUUGCGUAUCUAUACGGUUGGUGCAUGGAGGCUGUAUACGCCGAGACGUCAGCUCAGACGCGACCAGGAUAUACUGCCGAGGGAGUUUAUCGAGGAUAUUUACGAGGCCAUACUGGAAGGUAGUGUUUUUUCGUUCAGGAUGACUUGGGAGAGAGUUUGA